This is a messenger RNA of Amoebophrya sp. A25, 295 nucleotides long. The record is from the annotation of a GenBank genome assembly. Lineage: Eukaryota; Dinophyceae; Syndiniales; Amoebophryaceae.
GUAAUACAAUGAAUGUCGUUAAAAACUUUACAUUUUUCUGUAAUUGAAACGAGCUGUUGAAAACAUGAAGGAAUUGGCAUCCACAAGUACAUCGCCAGAGGCCAUUACGUUGCCUGAGCCUUUUGCCAAAGAGGAACAGCAGCGCAUCUUGGCAGAGUUGCGUGCCGUCGCUUGGGCAGAACGGUUGCGUGGGGAGCGCGAUCGCGACGCUGAAUUCGAGGCACGGUUGGAGAAGUUGGAGGGGAAAGAAACAAAUCCACAAGACUACCUAAUGGCCCAGCGUAUGGAAGUGGAC